AUGGGUCUUCUCUCUAUGCAGCAUCACUCGCAGCACCAGCAACAGGGUCAGCCGCCUUCCCAGCACCUGCAGCAGCACUCGAGACCCCCGAGUGUAGUUCACCAGCAGCAUCACGCACAGGCUCACCCGCCGCCUCAACAACACCAGAGCGCGUACUCGUCAACACACUCACUUCCUCAAGCAUACCAGACGAGCGCCCAGGCUACCAACAGCCAGGACAACCUCAGCUACUACAACCAUCCGAGUCCCUACAGCACACCCGGUGCCACAAGCGGAUACACGUCCGCAGAUACCUCCGACAUGAUGGCCGCCGCUCAAAUGCCGAGACCCCCCUACCCCCCAAUGUCCUAUCAUACUCCCCAAUCCAACUCGCCCGCCUCAGUCGCAUCACCCUCUCAACAUGACCAGCACAGAAGCAUUUACGGCCAACCGCCGUCACAGCAUCUGCAACAGUCGAUGUACUACCAGCCGCAGAACCAAUAUCAGCCCAUGCCUCCUCAAGCGACAGCCUCUCCUUACGCGCAACACGCGCCCCACCCCCAGCAGUCGAUGACUUCGCAACCCGCCAUGAUGAUGUCCCAAACUGCUCCCCAAAACCAGAUGACCCAGCAUGCGCAACACGCACAUGCGGGCAUGACUGGAAGCCCUCGGCCAAAGAUCGAACCUCAGGUGCCCCUGCAGCUCCAGAAGCCUCAGUCGUCGCCUAUGCCUCAGUCUCACCACCCCCAAAACGGCGGCCAGCUCCAGAGCCCCGGAAACUCGACUCCUGGUGUCAACCCCAGCGCGGCGCCCGGACCGAUCCCCGCGACAACCCCUCUCGUGGUCCGACAGGACGGUAACGGUGUUCAAUGGAUCGCUUUCGAGUACUCAAGGGACAGGGUCAAGAUGGAGUACACGAUCCGCUGCGAUGUCGAGUCAGUGAACAUUGACGAGCUAUCGCCCGAGUUUAAGCAGGAGAACUGCGUCUACCCUCGAGCAUGCUGCCCCAAGGAGCAGUACCGCGGAAACCGCCUGCUGUAUGAGACUGACUGCAACCGCGUCGGCUGGGCGCUGGCCGAGCUGAACAUUCCUCUCCGAGGCAAGCGAGGACUUAUUCAGCGAGCGGUUGACAGCUGGCGCAACAGCAACCAAGAUCCCCGACUCCGAAGCCGACGAGUGCGACGUAUGGCCAAGAUGAACCAGCGAAAGCAAGUCCAGGCCUCUCCGCAUCCCGGUGCGGCUCACAUGCCCGGUCCCAGCGGACCUUCAGGGAUGCCCGGCGGCCCAGGACCCAUGGGACCUGGCGCGGCCAUGGGCAAGCCUGGCCUCGGCAGCAUGGGUCAACCGAUGCACCACCACCAAGCAGGAACUCACCCCGACGGCACAGCUCAGGGUGGAGGGGAUGAAGUCGGCGAUGGUCACUCCUACGAACACCAUCACCACCAGGCUCCGACGGGUCAAAACCCUCCCAACAACGACGACGUGAGACCGGCUCAUGUUUUUACUGGAUACAACAACCAGCCAUAUCCCACUAGCGCGCCAAUGUCUCACAUGGCUCCCCACGCUGGCGGUGCUGUCCCGGCUAAGCGCCACAGCCGUGGUAACGCUGAUGAGCCCGACGAUCUCUUCCCGGACAUCCCUGAGGCCAAGAAGCGCAAGUUUAUUCUUGUCGAAGAUAAUGUCCGCGGAUCUCGCCUCCGUGUCCGGGUGACCCUUGAGGGCGUCGACACCAAUGAGAUCCCUGACAGCUUCCGCAAGGGAGCCAGUGUUUUCCCCCGUAGCUAUUUUCCUCGAGAGAUGCAGAGCCCUCCUCCAAGCGCGACCGGCUCGCGCUUCUUUGCCGAUGAUCAAGACGAUGACGGUAUCGAGGAGACUGAAGGUCGCGAGGCCAGUCGCCGCGGAGCUAACCGAACUGGCAAGGAGAUGGUCAAGGUUCCCAUGGGCGAGUCCCAAGGCGAGAUUGUCAUCCCCCGAAUGAGGAAGUCUAUCCGAGGCAAGGAGGUUCGGCUCAACGACCUUGGGUACCGAAUGGCAUGGCUCCAGAGCCGAGUCUUUGCUGGUCGGACAGUCUUUCUGCAGCGAGCCUUGGACUGCUACCGCAACAAAACGCGAGCCGCCAUUGAGAGCAUCAUGCAGGACGUCAAGACGGUUGCGCCUCACUAUGAGACGCGCGUUGGAAAGCGACGCUGGAAUGAGCGCAUGCGCCGUGGAGAGAAGAAGGACGACGAGUAG
Fusarium falciforme is the source of this 2211-nucleotide messenger RNA. RefSeq lists its product as hypothetical. The record is from RefSeq and is a predicted model, not a curated record. NCBI's taxonomy places the organism in Eukaryota, Fungi, Ascomycota, Sordariomycetes, Hypocreales, Nectriaceae. The coding region runs from base 1 to 2211 and encodes 736 amino acids. The transcript is spliced from 4 exons.